Artibeus jamaicensis (Jamaican fruit-eating bat) is the source of this 3268-nucleotide messenger RNA. RefSeq names its product furin, paired basic amino acid cleaving enzyme (gene FURIN). Gene Ontology annotation, cellular component: Golgi membrane; trans-Golgi network. Lineage: Eukaryota; Metazoa; Chordata; Mammalia; Chiroptera; Phyllostomidae. The record is from RefSeq and is a predicted model, not a curated record. The transcript has 19 exons. Bases 598 to 3174 code for a protein of 858 amino acids. Gene Ontology annotation, biological process: peptide hormone processing. Gene Ontology annotation, molecular function: serine-type endopeptidase activity.
UGCUGCUGGCUAACGAGAAAAGAGCAGAGGCGGAUUUAAUGCACAAAUGAUGCGUUGAAGCCAGGAGAAGGCCAAGUGAUGUAACAGUCCUCUGUGCAAACAGACGUGUGGCAGUGGCCGAGGGAGAGAUGAGUCGUGGGAGAACCGAGUCACCCCCGCACAGGGCAGCACCCCCAGGCACGCCGCAUUCCAAAGGGGGCCUGCUCUCUGCUCAGCCCCACGUCUCCGCGGGCGGCGGUUUGCUUUCAGCCAAACAGCAUCGUCCUUGCCAUGGAGCCAGUGUUCAAUGAAUUGUGUUGGAGAACACUGGAAAGAUCCACCAGAUCGAGUAAAAAUUGGCACCCGGGUACGGAGGGGACCACACAGAAGGAGCAGAGAGUACUGACGAUGACCUGAACUUCUCUUACGCUCUGGCCAGUUUGGCUGCCGUCUGCGUCUGCGGCCACAACUGGAACACACACCGAAGGAGCCCGUGCACCCCCAGAGGGAGAAGGAAAGGCAGAGGCGCGUGGAAGCUGCAAGACCACGUCGUCGUCGGACACAGGUUCGGGGAGGUCCUGGCCGUCCACCUCGGGCACCGCCUUCCUGCCACACCCGAUGCGGCUGCUGACUUCCAAGGACAAGCUAGCCGGCGGCCCUCGUCCUCCCGCCACAGCCCUGCCCGCUGCGGCCCCAUGCCCCCGCCCGUCAGCCCCGGGCCGCAGGCAGUGUGUGGGCACGUGGGAGCCGAGGCCCUGUGACCAGGCCAAGGAGACGCGGGCUCCUCGGUCCCAGCCUCCUCUACCCCCCAUGGAGCUGAGGCCCUGGUUGCUAUGGGUGGUAGCAGCAACGGUACCCUUGGCCCUGCUGGUGGCCAGUGCCCAUGGCCAGCAGGUCUUCACCAACACCUGGGCUGUGCACAUCUCUGGAGGCCCGGCUGUGGCUGACCGCCUGGCGCGCAAGCAUGGCUUCCUCAACCACGGCCAGAUCUUUGGUGACUAUUACCACUUCUGGCAUCGAGCUGUGACAAAGCGGUCCCUGUCGCCUCACCGCCUGCGGCACAGCCAGCUGCAGAGAGAGCCUCAGGUCCGGUGGCUGCAGCAACAGGUGGCGAAACGACGGACCAAACGGGAUGUGUACCAGGAGCCCACGGACCCCAAGUUUCCCCAGCAGUGGUACCUGUCUGGGGCCGCCCAGCGGGACCUGAAUGUGAAGGAGGCCUGGGCCCAGGGCUACACAGGACGCGGCAUCGUGGUCUCCAUCCUGGACGACGGCAUCGAGAAGAACCACCCGGACUUGGCAGGCAAUUAUGAUCCUGGGGCCAGUUUCGAUGUCAACGACCAGGACCCUGACCCACAGCCUCGGUACACACAGAUGAACGACAACAGGCACGGUACCCGGUGUGCAGGUGAAGUGGCCGCGGUGGCCAACAACGGCGUCUGUGGCGUGGGUGUGGCCUACAAUGCCCGCAUUGGAGGGGUGCGCAUGCUGGACGGCGAGGUGACGGACGCGGUCGAGGCACGCUCCCUGGGCCUGAACCCCAACCACAUCCACAUCUACAGCGCCAGCUGGGGCCCCGAGGACGACGGCAAGACCGUGGACGGGCCAGCCCGCCUCGCCGAGGAGGCCUUCUUCCGGGGGGUCAGCCAGGGCCGCGGGGGGCUGGGCUCCAUCUUUGUCUGGGCCUCGGGGAACGGGGGCCGGGAGCAUGACAGCUGCAACUGCGACGGCUACACCAACAGCAUCUACACGCUGUCCAUCAGCAGCGCCACGCAGCUCGGCAACGUGCCCUGGUACAGCGAGGCCUGCUCCUCUACGCUGGCCACGACCUACAGCAGCGGCAACCAGAACGAGAAGCAGAUUGUGACCACAGAUUUGCGGCAGAAGUGCACCGAAUCUCACACAGGCACCUCGGCCUCUGCCCCGCUGGCCGCUGGCAUCAUCGCUCUCACCCUGGAGGCCAAUAAGAACCUCACCUGGCGGGACAUGCAGCACCUGGUGGUGCAGACCUCAAAGCCAGCACACCUCAAUGCUAACGACUGGUCCACCAACGGUGUGGGCCGGAAAGUGAGCCAUUCCUAUGGCUACGGGUUGUUGGAUGCGGGCGCCAUGGUGGCCCUGGCCCAGAACUGGACCACAGUGCCCCCCCAGCGGAAAUGUGUUGUUGACAUCCUCGCUGAGCCCAGGGACAUCGGGAAGCGGCUGGAGGUGCGGAAGACCGUGACCGCCUGCCUCGCGGAGACCAGCCACGUCAUGCGGCUGGAGCACGUCCAGGCGCGCCUCACCCUGUCCUACAAUCGCCGUGGCGACCUGGCCAUCCACCUGGUCAGCCCCAUGGGCACCCGCUCCACUCUGCUGGCCGCCAGGCCCCAUGACUACUCCGCGGAUGGGUUCAAUGACUGGGCCUUCAUGACGACCCACUCCUGGGACGAGGACCCCUCCGGCGAGUGGGUCCUGGAGAUCGAGAACACCAGCGAAGCCAACAACUACGGGACCCUGACCAAGUUCACCCUCGUGCUGUAUGGCACGGCCCCCGAGGGGCUGCCCACCCCUCCCGAGAGCAGCGGCUGCAAGACCCUCACCUCAAGCCAGGCCUGUGUGGUGUGCGAGGAAGGCUUCUCCCUGCACGAGAAGAGCUGCGUCCAGCACUGCCCCCCGGGCUUCGCCCCCCAAGUCCUCAACACGCACUACAGCACGGAGAACGAUGUGGAGACCAUCCGCGCCAGCGUCUGCGCCCCCUGCCACCCCUCGUGUGCCACGUGCCGGGGGCCAGCCCCCACGGACUGCCUCACCUGCCCCGGCCACGCCUUCCUGGACCCCGUGGAGCAGACAUGCUCCAGGCAAGGCCAGACCAGCCGAGAGUCGCCGAAGCAGCUGCCGCCCGCGACCCGGCUGCCUCCAGAGGUGGAGGUGGAGCCGCGGCCGCGGGCCGGGCUGCUGCCCUCACACCUGCCCGAGGUGGUGGCCGGGCUCAGCUGCGCCUUCAUCGUCCUGGUCUUCAUCACUGUCUUCCUGGUCCUGCAGCUGCGCUCGGGCUUCAGCUUCCGGGGGGUGAAGGUGUACACCAUGGACCGCGGCCUCAUCUCCUACAAGGGGCUGCCCCCCGAGGCCUGGCAGGAGUGCCCCUCAGACUCGGAGGAGGACGAGGGCCGGGGCGAGAGGACCACCUUUAUCAGAGACCAGAGCAUCCUCUGACGAGUGCCCUCCCGCUGCCCCUUCAAGCCCGUCUCCUCCUUGGGCACUUUUUAAUUCACCAAAGUAUUUUUUUAUCUUGGGACUGGGUUUGGAC